UGUUCCCGGGGGCGGCGGUUGCCCGGAUGGGCCGUUAGUCGGAGCCCAGCCGCGGAGUGAGCGAGGGAGACGGGAGGAGCCGAGCCCGGCGCCAUCCGCCGCCAUCCGCCCCCGCCCUGUCGCCAUCCGCCCCGGGGAGCCUCUAAGCCCGGGUCCCGGACUCCCGCGCACCCGGCCAGUCUGUAAAGAGGGCAGAAACCGAGCCGCCUACUGUCUGGCCCACAGGCACCGGCACGUUUUGGGGGAGGUGCCUGCAGGACACAACGUACUCAAUGAGCUUCCAGCGCGAUGUCCGAUCGCUCGGGGCCGACUGCCAAGGGGAAGGAUGGAAAGAAGUAUUCCUCGCUCAACCUGUUUGAUACGUAUAAGGGCAAGUCCUUAGAGAUCCAGAAACCCGCUGUUGCCCCUCGCCAUGGCCUGCAGAGUCUCGGGAAAGUUGCCAUUGCCCGGCGUAUGCCGCCCCCAGCCAACCUUCCAAGCCUGAAAGCCGAGAACAAAGGCAACGACCCCAAUGUCUCACUAGUGCCGAGAGACGGAACAGGAUGGGCGAGCAAACAGGAGCAGUCCGACCCCAAGAGUUCCGAUGCCUCAACUGCUCAGCCGCUGGAAUCGCAGCCACUGCCGGCUUCACAGACGCCUGCCUCCAACCAGCCGAAACGACCCCCAACAGCCCCCGAGAAUACUCCUUCCGUUCCAAGCGGGGUAAAGUCCUGGGCACAAGCCAGCGUCACCCAUGGAGCACAUGGAGAUGGUGGAAGGGCAUCAAGCCUACUGUCGCGAUUCUCUCGAGAGGAAUUUCCGACCCUGCAGGCGGCUGGCGACCAGGACAAGGCUGCCAAGGAAAGGGAGUCUGCCGAACAGUCGUCUGGGCCCGGACCAAGCCUCCGCCCCCAAAAUUCUACAACUUGGAGGGACGGAGGUGGGCGUGGCCCUGAUGAGCUGGAGGGCCCGGACUCCAAACUUCAUCACGGUCAUGACCCCCGGGGUGGGCUGCAGCCUUCAGGCCCACCCCAGUUCCCUCCCUACCGCGGAAUGAUGCCGCCCUUUAUGUAUCCCCCAUAUCUCCCAUUCCCUCCACCCUAUGGACCCCAGGGGCCUUACCGAUACCCGACUUCUGACGGGCCCGGCCGUUUCCCCCGUGUGGCGGGCCCCCGGGGCUCAGGGCCACCAAUGCGCCUUGUGGAGCCUGUAGGUCGACCUUCUAUUCUUAAAGAGGAUAAUCUCAAAGAGUUUGACCAGUUGGACCAGGAGAAUGAUGAUGGUUGGGCAGGUGCUCACGAGGAGGUCGACUACACUGAAAAGCUCAAGUUCAGCGAUGAGGAAGAUGGGCGAGACUCUGAUGAGGAGGGAGCUGAGGGCCGCAAGGACUCCCAGUCGGCUGCUGGUGAGGAACGGCCCCCUGAAGCAGAUGGCAAAAAGGGCGCCUCCCCUGGCAGCGAACCGCCCCCUCCCAAGACGGCCUGGGCAGAGACCUCUCGGCCUCCAGAGACAGAGCCGGGGCCUCCUGCCCCAAAGCCUCCCCCACCCCCACCUCACAGGGGCCCCGCUGGGAACUGGGGCCCCCCUGGGGAUUACCCAGAUCGUGGGGGUCCUCCCUGCAAACCCCCAGCACCCGAAGACGAGGAUGAGGCAUGGCGGCAGCGACGGAAGCAGUCUUCAUCCGAGAUCUCCCUGGCGGUGGAACGGGCACGGCGACGACGGGAAGAGGAGGAGCGUCGCAUGCAGGAGGAGCGCCGGGCGGCCUGCGCUGAGAAGCUCAAGCGGCUUGAUGAAAAGUUUGGGGCUCCUGAUAAGCGGCUCAAAGCAGAGCCUGUGGCCCCACCUGCUGCCCCUCCUGCCCCAGCUCUACCACCUGUAGUCCCCAAAGAACUCCCUGCACCUCCAGCUCCACCGCCAGCGCCAGCCCCUCCACCAGAGAAAGAAGCUGAAGAGCCAGCACCGGCCCCUCCUGCCCAGUCCACCCCCAGUCCAGGUGUGGCUCCAGCUCCCACUCUGGUGAGUGGUGGUGGCACUACCAGUAGCACCAGCAGUGGCAGCUUCGAAGCCAGCCCAGUGGAACCCCAACUGCCUUCAAAAGAGGGUCCUGAACCACCAGAAGAGGUUCUUCCACCCACCACACCCCCAGCCCCAAGGGUGGAACCCAAGAGUGAUGGAGUUGCUCCUACUCGGCAGCCCCCCAGCCAGAGCUUGGGCUAUCCCAAAUAUCAAAAGUCAUUGCCACCUCGUUUCCAGCGGCAGCAGCAGGAGCAGCUCCUGAAGCAGCAGCAGCAGCAGUGGCAGCAGCAGCAGCAGCAAGGCUCUGCCCCUCCCACCCCAGUGCCCCCAUCACCACCACAGCCUGUGCCACUGGGGGCUGUCCCUGCCCCACAGGCACCACCCCCACCCCCUAAAGCCCUGUACCCAGGUGCUCUGGGCCGGCCCCCACCAAUGCCUCCAAUGAACUUUGAUCCCCGCUGGAUGAUGAUCCCUCCUUAUGUGGACCCUCGGCUCCUCCAGGGCCGGCCCCCUCUGGACUUCUACCCUCCUGGUGUGCAUCCCUCUGGCCUCGUUCCCCGGGAACGCUCAGACAGUGGGGGCUCAAGCUCAGAGCCAUUUGAACGCCACGCGCCCCCUCUGUUACGGGAACGGGGCACCCCACCAGUGGACCCAAAGUUGGCCUGGGUGGGAGAUGUCUUUACCACCACACCCACUGACCCUCGCCCUCUAACCUCACCCCUGCGCCAGGCAGUGGAUGAGGAAGACAAGAAUAGGAGGAGCGAGACUCCUCCAGUACCUCCCCCACCACCCUAUCUGGCCAGUUACCCAGGUUUUCCCGAGAAUGGAGCCCCUGGGCCCCCAAUCUCUCGCUUUCAUCUGGAGGAGCCAGCCCCCUCAGGGCCCCGUCCACUUCCCUGGCCCCCAGGAAAUGAUGAGGCUACCAAGAUACAAGCUCCAGCACCCAAGAAGGAGCCCCCCAAGGAGGAAACACCACAGCUGCCAGGGCCAGAAGCAGGCAGAAAACCUGUCCGUGGAGUGGGAGGCGGAGCCCAAGGCUCUCCAGCACCACGCAGAGAAAGCCGCACAGAGACUCGCUGGGGUCCUCGCCCGGGCAGCAGUCGACGUGGAAUCCCUGCAGAGGAUCCAGGAGCCCCUCCGCGCAGGGCUGGGCCUAUAAAGAAACCACCGCCGCCGGUCAAAGUGGAAGAGCUGCCCCCUAAGCCCCUGGAACCAGGGGAUGAGACUCCCAAGGUCCCAAAGCCAGACCCACUCAAGACAGCCAAGGGGAAGGUGGGCCCCAAGGAGACCCCACCCAGUGGGAACCUUUCUCCUGCACCUAGGCUUCGGAGGGACUAUUCCUAUGAAAGAGUGGGUCCUGCCUCUUGCAGGGGUCGGGGCCGAGGCGAGUAUUUUGCCAGAGGAAGGGGUUUUCGGGGGACCUAUGGGGGCCGGGGUCGAGGAGCCCGGAGCCGAGAGUUCCGCAGUUACCGGGAGUUUCGUGGAGAUGAUGGGCGUGGAACGGGGGCAGGGGGCGCAAAUCACCCCCCUGUUCCCCGAGGUCGUACUGCCAGUGAAACACGAAGUGAGGGGUCAGAGUAUGAAGAAAUCCCCAAGAGACGCCGGCAACGGGGCUCGGAAACGGGCAGUGAGACCCAUGAGAGCGACCUGGCGCCCUCUGACAAGGAAGCUCCCCCACCCAAGGAGGGAGUGCUCACCCAGGUUCCUCUUGCACCCCUGCCACCAGGAGCCCCCCCGGCCCCGGCCCGCUUUGCUGCUGCCCGGGGUGGGCGAGUCUUCACGCCAAGAGGAGUACCGUCGCGCCGUGGCCGAGGGGGCGGGAGGCCCCCUCCUGUCUGCCCAGGCUGGAGCCCUCCCUCCAAGUCCCUGGUUCCAAAGAAAAUUCCAGCAGGCCCUUUGCCCCCAAGUAAGGAGCCUUUGAAAGAGAAGCUGAUUCCAGGGCCUCUGUCUCCCAUGUCCCGAGGUGGCAACAUGCUCAUAGGCAUGGAGGAUGGGGAGCGACCCCGACGGAGGCGGCACGGCAGGGCUCAGCAGCAGGACAAACCGCCUCGCUUCCGGAGGCUGAAACAAGAACGCGAGAAUGCUGCCAGAGGAGCCGAGGGCAAGUCCCCUUCCCUCGCCCUCCCACCCGCCACCCCUGCUCCAGAGGAGACCCUGGCAACAGCUGCAGUCCCCCCACCACCUCGUCGGGCAGCCGCCAAGUCUCCUGACCUCUCAAACCAGAACUCGGACCAAGCCAAUGAGGAAUGGGAGACUGCGUCAGAGAGCAGCGACUUCGCCAGUGAGCGCCGGGGUGACAAGGACUCUCCCCCAGCAGCACUGAUGGCCCCCAAAGCCGUGGGGACUCCUGGGGGCAGUGCAGGUGGGUCUGGAUCGGGCACGUCAACCAUGUCCCGCGGAGAUCUGAGCCAGAGAGCCAAGGAUUUGAGCAAGCGGAGCUUCUCGAGUCAGCGGCCAGGCAUGGACCGACAAAACCGGCGCCCGGGCCCUGGGGCCAAGACUGGCAGCAGUGGUGGCGGCAGCGGAGGUGGUGGCGGGGGCCCUGGGGGAAGGACUGGCCCCGGGCGAGGGGACAAGAGGAGCUGGCCAUCUCCCAAGAAUCGAAGCCGUCCUCCCGAGGAGCGUCCCCCGGGACUUCCCCUGCCUCCCCCGCCCCCCAGCAGUUCUGCUGUCUUCCGCCUGGACCAAGUUAUCCACAGCAACCCUGCUGGCAUCCAACAGGCUCUGGCCCAGCUUAGCAGUCGCCAAGGAAAUGUAACUGCUCCAGGGGGGCACCCAAGGCCUAAGCCUGGGCCUCCCCAAGCCCCUCAGGGCUCCUCCUCUCGGCCCCCAACCCGAUAUGACCCCCAGAGGGCCAGCAACAGCAUCGGUUCUGACCCCCACUUCGAGGAGCCAGGGCCGAUGGUGAGGGGGGUGGGCGGGACUCCCCAGGACUCUGCCGGGGUUAAUCCCUUCCCCCCGAAACGGCGGGAGCGGCCUCCCCGAAAACCGGAGCUGCUGCAGGAGGAAUCCCUGCCAGCUUCUCAUAGCUCUGGAUUCUUAGGCUCUAAGCCUGAAGUGCCAGGCCCUCAAGGAGAAUCCAGAGAUGCAGGCCCAGAGGCCCUGACCCCCCACAUCUGGAAUCGUUUACAUACUGCCACAAGCCGAAAGAGUUACCGGCCUGGCUCCAUGGAGCCCUGGAUGGAGCCCCUGAGUCCCUUCGAGGAUGUGGCAGGCACAGAAAUGAGUCAGUCUGACAGUGGGGUGGACCUGAGUGGGGAUUCUCAGGUGUCAUCAGGUCCCUGCAGCCAGCGAAGUUCCCCUGAUGGAGGACUCAAGGGGGCAGCAGAGGGACCCCCCAAGCGGCCUGGAGGCCCCUCACCCCUGAAUGCUGUUCCUGGUGAGGGUCCACCUGUCUCUGAACCGUCUGAACCUCCUAGGAGACGGCCACCUGCCCCCCAUGAUGGGGACAGAAAGGAUCUGCCCAGGGAGCAGCCUCUGCCCCCUGGCCCCAUAGGCACAGAACGAUUACAGCGUACAGAACGAGGCCCAGAACCAGCCCCCCUGCGGCCAUCCCAUCGACCUGGCCCCUCGGUUGAGUUUGGCACUAGCAGCAAGGACACAGACUUGCGCCUAGUGAUAGGAGACAGUUUAAAGGGAGAGGACCUAACAGCAUCUGUCACAGAGGCCAUCCCCAUAUCCCGGGACUGGGAGCUGCUCCCCGGCUCUUCUGCCUCAGCUGAGCCACAAUCCAAGAGCCUGGGUUCUGGACAUUGUGGCCCAGAGCCCAGCCCCUCAGGCCAUCGCCUAUACCCUGAGGUCUUCUAUGGCGGCCCUGGGCCUCCCAGUUCCCAGCAGGUCUCUGGGGGUGCCACCGACUCUCAGCUGCAUCCCAACAGUGGAGGCUUCCGCACUGGGACACCCUCGCUGCACCCAUACAGGUCACAACCCCUGUACCUGCCCCCAGGCCCAGCCCCUCCCUCAGCACUCCUCUCUGGGGUAGCUCUCAAGGGCCAGUUUCUGGAUUUCUCCGCAUUGCAAGCCACGGAGCUGGGGAAGUUGCCUGCUGGGGGCGUUCUCUACCCUCCACCAUCCUUCCUCUACUCUCCAGCUUUCUGCCCCAGUCCUUUGCCCGACCCACCCUUGCUUCAGGUACGCCAGGAUCUGCCAUCUCCUUCAGAUUUUUACUCUGCUCCUCUGCAGCCUGGUGGCCAAAAUGGCUUCCUUCCCUCGGGAGCCCCUGCCCAGCAGAUGCUUCUACCUGUGGUAGACUCACAGCUGCCCGUGGUGAACUUCGGCUCCCUGCCACCAGCACCGCCUCCUGCUCCACCUCCUCUUUCUCUGUUACCUCUGGGUCCUGCUCUGCAGCCCCCCAGCCUGGCUGUGCGGCCCCCACCUGCUCCUGCUGCUCGGGUGUUGCCAUCACCUGCCAGGCCCUUCCCACCUAGCUUGGGGCGAGCAGAGCUGCACCCAGUGGAACUAAAGCCGUUCCAGGAUUACCGGAAACUGAGCAGCAACCUUGGGGGUCCUGGGUCAUCACGUACUCCCCCAGUGGGAAGGUCCUUCUCUGGUCUCAACUCCCGUCUCAAGGCCCCACCUUCCACGUACAGCAGAGUAUUCCGCACCCAGCGCAUCGACCUCUACCAGCAGGCCUCCCCACCAGAUGCCCUGCACUGGAUGCCGAAGCCUUGGGAGCGGACAGGGCCACCUCCUCGAGAAGGGCCUUCCCGAAGGGCAGAGGAACCUGGGUCCCGAGGGGACAAGGAACCUGGAUUGCCCCCACCCCACUGAGGGAGUUCCCCCUUGACCCUCACCCCCCAGGGCUUGUAUAUAGAUUAUAAAUAUAUAAGGGGAAAGGGGUGGCUGGGGAGGGGCUGUGGGACUGGAGUCUCACUUCCUUCCCCUCUGCUCUUCCCCUGGUCCCCUAUCCCUGGGGCUGUUUGUUAAAAAAGGAUAAUAAAAGGAUUAAAAAAAAA
Molecule: messenger RNA, 6950 nt
Organism: Nannospalax galili (Upper Galilee mountains blind mole rat)
Lineage: Eukaryota; Metazoa; Chordata; Mammalia; Rodentia; Spalacidae
Gene: Prrc2a
Product: proline rich coiled-coil 2A
Exons: 31
Coding region: 289-6765 (2158 amino acids)
Biological process (GO): cell differentiation
Source: RefSeq, a predicted model, not a curated record